AUGUCAUCGGGCAAGAUGCAGGGUCUCAGCUCCAGGGCGCACGCGUUUUCUGUGGAGGCGCUGGUGGGGAAACCCUGCAAGAGAUUGAAAGUGUCUGAAGACCAUGACUCAAGUUGGGAAGGACACACGGACAUCUUCACCGGCUCACCAGAGAUUCCGAAGAAGGUGGCUUCAGCAGCAAAGAGGCCCGAGGCCAAAUCCUGUAAUCCGGACCUGGUCGAGAAGGCCGAACCACCCGAAGAAGGGAGUAAGCCGAAACGCAGUGAGAGUAGACCGGAUAGAGAGGUCCACGUUGAGCUGCAGGGUUCCGAACUCUGGAAAAGAUUCUUUGAGAUCGGCACAGAGAUGAUCAUCACCAAAGCGGGAAGGAGAAUGUUUCCAUCGGUGCGGGUCAAAGUGAGCAACCUGGACCCACGCCAGCAGUAUUACAUAGCAAUGGAUGUCAUGCCCGUGGAUUCUAAACGUUACAGGUAUGUUUACCAUAGCUCCCAGUGGAUGGUGGCAGGAAACACGGACCACUCUUGCAUCUCGCCGAGGCUCUACGUCCACGCAGACUCGCCGUGCGAAGGAGAGACUUGGAUGCGUCAGGUCAUCAGCUUUGAUAGAGUCAAACUGACCAACAAUGAAAUGGACGACAAGGGGCAUAUAAUCCUGCAGUCCAUGCAUAAGUACAAGCCACGUGUGCACAUCAUCAAGCAUGACCCUCGAAUGGACUUGUCCCAGAUCCAGUCGCUGCCUGUUGAGGGAGUGUACAGCUUCUCCUUCCCAGAAACAGAGUUCACCACCGUCACAGCCUAUCAGAAUCAACAGAUCACAAAACUGAAGAUAGACAGAAACCCGUUUGCCAAAGGCUUCAGGGAUCCAGGAAGGAACAGGGGUGUGUUGGAUGGUUUACUUGAGUCUUAUCCUUGGAGAUCUCCUCUCAGCUUGGACUUCAAGCCAUUCGCCAUACAGCUUCACGGAAGCCUGGGGUCUUCAACCAGCACUGCUUCCUCACUAAAGAGCCUCCUUCCCUUGUCGUCUUCUUCAGCACUCCCUCCAUUCCCCACGGUCUCAGGCCAGGACUCUGCUCUUCACACCAUCGCUCUUCCAUUCUACGGAAGGACCUUGACCAGCCCCACAUUUCCCAGCAGACCCUUUUCCUCUCUGGGAGCAGACAGACUCAGAGGCCUGUCGCCGGUCCCUCCACUAACAGACCUCCCGCUCUUCCCUGCGCUUCAGGGAAAGAAACCACCUCACUGUCGGGAUCCAAGUCUUUCCCGGUCUCCUGGGAGCCCCUCCUGUUUGAUCCCCCUCUCCACCGCUCUCAGCUCUCAAGGGUCGGCUUCGGCUUUACUUCCUUAUCUUUCAGACAGUGCAGGCCCAUAUUGUCUGUAUCGCUAUAGCUUCCCCUUGAACCCUCAACUUACAGCUAUUUCCCGGCAUACUAAACUAGCUGAAGAUAAGACAGAGGGCCCACUGCACCAAACUUCAUGGCACCUGGCCGCCAACCACCUCCUCUAA
Doryrhamphus excisus (bluestripe pipefish) is the source of this 1503-nucleotide messenger RNA. It is a transcript of the gene tbx22, whose product is annotated as T-box transcription factor 22. Gene Ontology annotation, molecular function: DNA-binding transcription factor activity, RNA polymerase II-specific; RNA polymerase II cis-regulatory region sequence-specific DNA binding. The record is from RefSeq and is a predicted model, not a curated record. Gene Ontology annotation, cellular component: chromatin; nucleus. NCBI's taxonomy places the organism in Eukaryota, Metazoa, Chordata, Actinopteri, Syngnathiformes, Syngnathidae. Gene Ontology annotation, biological process: regulation of transcription by RNA polymerase II; positive regulation of DNA-templated transcription; cell fate specification.